AUGAGCUCUAACAAUUCUAUGAGGGACUUCAUCUCCAGAAACAAGACCGCCAUUAUUGCCACUGUUGCUGCGGGAACUGCUGCUGUUGGUGCCUAUAUGUACUAUGCCCAAUUACAACAGCAACAUGAGAAGAAACCAGCAAAGAAGACUAAGAAGAGUAAGAAGUCAGUCACUGAGGAAGAGAAGAAAAAGGAAGAACCACCAAUUUACCCCAUUGAUGCAAACGGAGAACCUGUUUUGGGUGAUGUGGACCUAUUAAACGACAAGACAAAAGAGGAAUGGGCUGGAGCAUUGAAAGAGAAGGGUAAUGCUCUUUUUAAAAAAAAGGAUUUUGAAAAUGCAAUCAAAUAUUACACUUUUGCUCUCUCUUUGAAAGAGGAUCCUGUUUACUAUUCUAACAUUUCUGCCUGUUAUUCUUCUUUACUUAACUAUGAAAAAGUUAUUGAAAUGGCUACUAAAGCCUUAGCCUUGAGACCUGAUUACUCGAAAGUUUUAGUGAGAAGAGCUAAUGCUUAUGAAAAAUUAGGGAAUUUCGGUGAUGCUAUGUUCGAUUUAUCUGUCUGUUCAUUGAAUACCGAUAUGAGUGAUGCAUCAAUUGAACCAAUUCUAGAAAGAAAUUUGAACCAACAAGCAAUGUUUGUAUUAAACACGAAACUAGGUGUUACUGAUAAGAAAAGUCAAUUACCUUCAAAUACUGCGUUAACCUCUUUCUUUGGUAUUUUUAAACCAGAACUAAGUUUUGCCAAUUAUGAUGACACUUGUGAAGGUGAUAAAGAAUUAUUGAAUGGGUUAAAGAAUUUAUAUAGAUGUACUGCGGAAGGUUAUGAAACCGCUGAUUUAUCAUUUACCAAAGCAACUGAAUACUUCUUAAAGCAAUUGAGUGAAACUCCGGAUGACGAAACUGUUAAGGAAAAGACUGCAAUUGCAUUAGAACAUCAAGGUAUCUUUAAAUUCUUGAAAAAUAAUCCAUUAGAAGCGCACGAAGAUAUCAAGAAAGCAUUAGAAUUACAUCCAAGAAUUAACUCCUAUAUUUAUAUGGCAUUAAUUCUUGCUGAUAAAGGGGAUACCGAUAAUUACUUCGCUAACUAUGAAAAGGCUAUGAAAUUGGACGACAAGAACGCUGCACUAUACUAUCAUCGUGGUCAAAUGUAUUUUAUCACACAACAAUACGAAAAGGCCGGAGAAGAUUUUGAUAAGGCCAAGGAAUUAGAUCCUGAAAACAUUUUCCCAUAUAUUCAAUUAGCAUGUCUUUCUUAUCGUGAAAAUAAAUUCGAUGAUUGUGAAACAUUAUUUAGUGAGGCAAGAAGAAAGUUCCCUAACUCUUCAGAAGUACCAAAUUUUUAUGCUGAAAUCUUAGCUGACAAAGGUGAUUUUGACGCCGCUUUGAAGGAAUAUGAAAGAGCGAUCGAAUUAGAGAAGAAACAAGAUGCUGUUCAUGUGGGUAUUGCUCCAUUAGUUGGUAAGGCGACCUUAUUGGUAAGAACACCAACUGUAGAAAAUUUUGUCGAAGCUACUUCCUUAUUAGAAGAGGCAGUAAAGGAAGAUCCAAGAUCUGAACAAGCAAAGAUCAGUCUUGGCCAGUUGAAGUUACAACAAGAAGAUAUUGACGAAGCUAUUGAGUUAUUUGAAAGUGCAGCUACCUUGGCCAGAACUUUUGAAGAAAAGUUGCAAGCAACUACGUUUGCAGAAGCCGCAAAGAUUCAAAAAAGAAUUAGAGCUGAUCCAAAGAUGAGUGCCAAAAUCCAAGAAACUAUUGCUGCCCUACGUGCUUCUGAUUUUGCCAAUUUAUGA
This is a messenger RNA of Naumovozyma castellii, 1791 nucleotides long. RefSeq names its product protein channel TOM70 (gene TOM70). The record is from RefSeq and is a predicted model, not a curated record. The coding region runs from base 1 to 1791 and encodes 596 amino acids. The transcript has a single exon. Lineage: Eukaryota; Fungi; Ascomycota; Saccharomycetes; Saccharomycetales; Saccharomycetaceae.